AUGGGUGGCUGCUACUCUGUCAUCGCGGCCUCCAAGCUGCUGCAAAUGCAACGGAGGCGCGCGGCCGCCGCCAUCCUCCCCGCGCCCGGCAGCGACGAGCCGGGCCGCUGCUCCCCCGACAACAGCAGCGGCGACGGCAAGAAGAAGCGCAAGGGCAAGUGGAGGCGGAGCGCGCCCAUCCUCGGCGAGGCCGACCAGUGCGGCCCGUCGGGGCAGUGCUUCGCCAAGCGGUUCCGGCUGGGCGCGGAGCUGGGGCGCGGCGAGUUCGGCGUGACGCGCCGGUGCGACGACGCGGCCACCGGGGAGGCCCUGGCGUGCAAGACGAUCCAGCGGAAGCGGCUGCGCCGGCGCGCCGACGCCGACGACGUGCGGCGGGAGGUGGAGAUCCUGCGGCGCAUGUCGGCGCUCGAAGAGGGCGGGGAGUUGCCGGUGGUGCGGCUCCGCGAGGCAUGCGAGGACCCCAAGGGCGUGCACCUGGUCAUGGAGCUCUGCGAGGGCGGCGAGCUCUUCGACCGCAUCUUCGCCCGCGGCCACUACACCGAGCGCGCCGCCGCCAAGAUCGGCCGCACCAUCGCCCAGGUCGUGCAGCUCUGCCACGACAACGGGGUCAUGCACCGGGACCUCAAGCCCGAGAACUUCCUCUUCGCCAGCAAGUCCGAGGACUCGCCGCUCAAGGCCAUCGACUUCGGCCUCUCCGUCUUCUUCAAGCCCGGGGAUCAGUUCACCGAGGUGGUCGGCAGCGGGAUCUACAUGGCGCCGGAGGUGCUCAUGAGGAGCUACGGCCCGGAGGUGGACGUCUGGAGCGCCGGCAUCAUCCUCUACAUCCUCCUGUGCGGAGUCCCUCCUUUCUGGGGAGACACCGACGAGCGAAUUGCGGAGUCGAUAAUCCGGGGUGAAAUCAACUUCGAGAGGGAGCCAUGGCCCAAGGUUUCCCGCGCUGCAAAGGACCUUGUCAAGAAGAUGCUUGAUCCCAACCCUUCUACCCGGCUGACAGCAAAGCAAGUCGUUGAGCAUCCGUGGCUCAAGAACGCCGAUAAGGCUCCAAAUGUGUCGCUUGGGGAGCUUGUUCGAUCUAGACUUAAGCAAUUCUCAUCCAUGAACAAGUUCAAAAAGAAGGCACUUGGAAUCGUUGCCAAGAGUUUACCAGUGGAGGAGAUCGACAACUACACUCAGAUGUUCCACACGAUGGACAAGGACAAGGACGGAUCUUUGACGCUUGAGGAGCUCAAGGAGGGCCUGCGGAUAAAUGGUCACUCUGUUCCAGAAACAGAGAUACAAAUGCUGUUAGAAGCUGGUGACAUAGAUGGAAAUGGCACAUUAGACUGUGAGGAGUUUGUGACAGUCUUACUUCACAUCAAAAAGAUGAGUAAUGAGGAGUACCUACCUAAAGCUUUCAAAUACUUUGACAAAGAUGGCAAUGGAUAUAUUGAAAUGGAGGAGUUGAUGGAGGCUUUAGGUGAUGAUGAACUAGGUCCUAAUGAGCAAGUGGUCAAAGACAUUAUACGUGAUGUUGACACGGAUAAGGAUGGCCGCAUUAGCUAUCAGGAGUUCGAAGUGAUGAUGAUAUCUGGAUCAGACUGGAGGAAUGCUUCUCGGCGGUUCUCAAGAUCAAAUUUCAGCACCCUCAGUCAUAAGUUGUGCCAAUGACCAUUAUGUAACAAGAAGGAUCAGCAGUUACCCACUGAGUGCAUCGACUAGAAGAAAGCAUCAGUAGCUAACCUAAAAGUCAAAUUGGACUACUGGUUUUGGAGGACAUCAGGGGUGAAAGGAUAGCCCAUAACCCAGUUGCGUGGAUGACAAAGUUCCUUAAGCAGAAGCAAACCCUGUGGCAUCGUCCUUUGUACUAAAACCAACAUAUUUUGCACCUAGGAUACAUACUAAUGAUUUAGGUACUGACAGAUGUAAGGGAAGAACCAGCAUGCAAUUCACUUGUGGACUGGUGGCAGAUGUCCGUCCAUUCAGCCCCUACCGCGGCUCGUAAGGGUACCUCUUCGGUGACCAUCCUCACAGCUUGGUGCCUCUAGAAAUGGCGCAACGUGGUCAUCUUUGACGGCGUGCAACCCGACAUCCCCGGUCUGCUCGACACAAUCAAGGCAGAAGCCAGGGCGUGGCGACAAGCAGGGGCGUCGGGCCUUACAAAACUACUUCCAGCGGCCUAGUUUGUAGGGUGUGGAGUUGUAUCCUCGGGUGUGGCCCCUCCGGGCUUGUACUUUACUCCUCUCUAUCAAUGAAUCGAAACAUGAGGCUUUUGCGUUUC
Molecule: messenger RNA, 2257 nt
Organism: Lolium rigidum
Lineage: Eukaryota; Viridiplantae; Streptophyta; Magnoliopsida; Poales; Poaceae
Product: calcium-dependent protein kinase 22-like
Exons: 6
Coding region: 1-1647 (548 amino acids)
Biological process (GO): peptidyl-serine phosphorylation; intracellular signal transduction; protein autophosphorylation
Cellular component (GO): cytoplasm; nucleus
Molecular function (GO): calcium ion binding; ATP binding; calcium-dependent protein serine/threonine kinase activity
Source: RefSeq, a predicted model, not a curated record